AUGGGCAGCAUUCGCAGCCGUCAGGGAAGCUUUGCUGCGGACCAAAUGACGGACCAUGAUCUUCGUGCCUUUCUGUUCGACUCGACAGUCCUUCCAGCGCUCUGUUCGCACGGGAGACACUGGAUGAGUCUAGAAGCUACUUCUAAACUCCUGAACGAGCCCUUGAGAGAUGUCUCAUUGAAGUUUAACCGGCGCACACAACACCUUACCGGUCUUCGUAGCUCCGACUUAAGAGGAAUGUCCGUCUUCGCGAACCUGCGGAAUAUGUAUCGAAAGCAAAACAUAGAUGGGCCGGUCACAUCAUGA
This is a messenger RNA of Necator americanus (New World hookworm), 306 nucleotides long. RefSeq lists its product as uncharacterized. The transcript has a single exon. The coding region runs from base 1 to 306 and encodes 101 amino acids. NCBI's taxonomy places the organism in Eukaryota, Metazoa, Nematoda, Chromadorea, Rhabditida, Ancylostomatidae. The record is from RefSeq and is a predicted model, not a curated record.